GCACAGAUCUAGAAGGGUUUCCUUUAUCUGUGGAAGGUGCUGCUGUACAUACAUUACAUUUGUGCAUUUCUUGCGCUAAUGUCACACCAGAGGGGUCCAUGAGUGAGUCUGCAUCUGCUCCGGUCAGCGCAAUUUAGUGCCAUGUUCUUGGCUCAGGUGUGUCUGGGCAAAAAAAAAAAGAUAUCCUUUUGAGUCGCUGUAAUGACACAAGUGUUGCUGUAGAGGGCGGCAACCGCUUUGAAUGCAGUCAGAUGACGAAUUCGCAGGAAGGCGCAGAGGAAGAAAUGACCUGUCUGUGGGUCUAGUCCUCGUCCUAGUCCUCCUAUCUAUAAGCAAAGCUUCCAGCACAGUUGGCAAUGUCUAAACUUUAGGGAACCUGUUAUAACGUAUCGUUGAUGCUACGUUUUUAUCUGACAAACCGGCACUCGUUUAAUACGCUUAAAUUCAAAAAUGUUAGAUGCCAAUGCAUCUGCAAAUGACACGGAUACGCUCGCUUGUGGAGAUGGGGAGAAGGAACUGCCUUUGUGUGAAUCAAAGGAGCAGGGUUUUAAACUGGUACCGGAGGUCAACAUGACCCCCUCCUCCAGGUUUCUGCAGGUUGAACUGGAGCUGAACGCACACCUCCGUCGGCUCACCUUCAGCGAGCCUGUCAGGUACAUUUACAACCCGCUGGAGUACGCCUGGGACACCCACCGCUGCUACGUAGAGAAGUACUGUCAGAGCGGACAAAGGAUCCUGUUUUUAGGGAUGAAUCCGGGACCUUUCGGCAUGGCACAGACCGGGGUCCCCUUUGGUGAAGUAAGGUCUGUUGUUGAUUGGCUGAAGAUCACAGGGGAGGUCGGUCAUCCUCAGGACGAGCAUCCUAAGCGGCGGAUCACAGGACUUGCCUGCACUCAGAAGGAAGUGAGUGGCGCACGUUUCUGGGGCUUCUUCAGGAAGUUGUGUGGUGAACCAGAACUGUUCUUCCAGCACUGCUUUGUGCACAAUCUAUGCCCGCUCAUUUUCAUAGGUGCCAGUGGGAAGAAUUUAACCCCCCCUGAGCUGCCUGCAGGUGAACGGGAGGCCCUCUUGGCCCUGUGUGACGUUGCACUGUGCCAGGCGGUGGAAGCAUUGGGCAUCUCCAUGGUGAUCGGAGUUGGAAGGGUGGCAGAGCAGCGGGCGCGGCGAGCUCUAUCAGCAGCAGGUGUCAACGUGCGUGUCGAGGGCAUCAUGCAUCCGUCACCCAGAAACCCACUAGCCAAUAAGGGCUGGGAGGUAGUAGCCAAUGCCAAGCUGGCAGAACUUGGUGUCUUGUCAUUGCUGAACAACAUGUGAGCUAUUCAACCUUCUCUGACACGUGCCUUAAGUUAUCAGUAGCAGCAUGGAUUGCGCUCACUCUGACAAUGGACCAUGGUGUGAGGAGUUUGAGUAAGAGACUACGUAGCAUUCCAAUACCCAUACUUGCAUACUAUUUAGUAAGCCAGGAAAAGAUUUAGUAUGUCCCAAAUAGUAUGUCAAAUGCAGUAUGCUAAAAAUACCAGGAUGUCAUACUGCAUCCGGUCGGAUUUUGCAAUAUGCAAACCAGCAUGCUUUUCUGGCUAUUCUGACCCACAGUCCUUUGUGCAGCAUAUAUGAGCAAGAGGGUCAACGAUUAAUGUUAUGAAGAAGUGCUAUGUUCCAAUUGAAUGCUAACAGCAUGUAACACUACAUACUUUGUAAGGGCAGCUGCAGUACAUACUAAAGUAAAAAAAGUAUGCAAUUUGGAAUUCAGCUUUAGUAUUUGUAAACACAUCUGUUCAGCAACUGCACAUUUUCUUCUUCUGUAAAGAUCUGUCUGUCUGUUCAUUUCAAGAUGGCUUUUCUUUACAGAUCAGUGCAUGUGGAGCACGGCACUAGGCUGUGCACCAUUCAUUGUAAAAAAAACAAACAAAAAAAACAAAAAAAAACUAAACACUAAUGUUACUAUAAGGUGCUCUGGAUAUACUUGUAUGUUUAUAGCUCAGGGUGUUUCAACUUUAAAUUCAGCCUAACCGCAGGCAUUACCGCCUGUCCCAAUAUGUAUUAGCGAAUGAUGAUGCAUAUUGGGACACCCAAUGAACACUUAACAUGACAAUGAAAAUAGAUUACAAAAUGCAGUACUGCGAAUGCACAUACUAGACUUUUUUAUUUAUCUUCAAAAGGUAUUAAUUUACCAAAUUGAACAAUUGUCAUUUUUACUUU
Molecule: messenger RNA, 2199 nt
Organism: Sander lucioperca (pikeperch)
Lineage: Eukaryota; Metazoa; Chordata; Actinopteri; Perciformes; Percidae
Gene: smug1
Product: single-strand-selective monofunctional uracil-DNA glycosylase 1
Exons: 2
Coding region: 451-1314 (287 amino acids)
Biological process (GO): base-excision repair
Molecular function (GO): oxidized pyrimidine nucleobase lesion DNA N-glycosylase activity; single-strand selective uracil DNA N-glycosylase activity
Source: RefSeq, a predicted model, not a curated record